Penicillium cataractarum is the source of this 1641-nucleotide messenger RNA. RefSeq names its product Zn(II)2Cys6 transcription factor. Lineage: Eukaryota; Fungi; Ascomycota; Eurotiomycetes; Eurotiales; Aspergillaceae. The coding region runs from base 1 to 1641 and encodes 546 amino acids. Gene Ontology annotation, cellular component: nucleus. The transcript has 3 exons. Gene Ontology annotation, biological process: positive regulation of transcription by RNA polymerase II. The record is from RefSeq and is a predicted model, not a curated record. Gene Ontology annotation, molecular function: zinc ion binding; DNA-binding transcription factor activity, RNA polymerase II-specific; transcription cis-regulatory region binding.
AUGUCUCCCGCGCAGCAAGCCAUGAGUGCCCCCGGUCGAGUUUGUGCUCGAUGCGCUCGUAUCGUCUCGGCCAUGUGUGCAAGCCACGGAGUCCCACUGAGAAGGAGUCGGUGGGCGUCUCUCUGCCUGCGACGGCCCUACGGCGACCUCGGGCAUCGCGGUCCCGUGGUGGAUGUCUAUCGUGCAAGGCGAGGUAAAUUCCCUACCCGUGGUGGAGUUGCGCGGUUCGAGAUAGUUUCCGCGAAUGCUGAUCUGGAUCGCGGUCCUAGGAAGAAGAAGUGUGACGAGAACCGCCCUCGAUGUAGCGACUGCCGGCGGUUGAAUCUCCCUUGCCAGUGGUCCAAUGCUAGCAUAUCUGAGACAACCGACACGCCCUCGUCAUCUUCCCCAGAUUCCCAUGCGACGGCCUCACCUCCCCAAGAUCCGAUUACCAUUUCCGACGGCGAUCCGCUGGCUGUGAGCUCCUUGAGCUCUAUCACCCCGGAGGAUGACGAGGAGUUUAUUGCCACGCUGUUCCCACACCCAUUACCCAAGCAGAAUGCCGUUAUACUGCCCCUUGAACGGUCUCCGAUCUCCACAAAUCCAUAUCUCCGUGGAGAAGAGGACCGGUCCCUCUUCAAUCACUAUAUCCACGUCGUGGCACGGGCCCUGUCGCGUUCGCAUGAUCCCGAUCGGAACCCUUUCCUCGUGACGCUUUUGCCGCUGGCGGCCGCGUCUGAUGCCGUGACGAGUGUCAUUCUCAGUUUGAGUGGCUGUCAUUGGAGAAGAGUCUACCCUAGUAUCUGGGGAUGCGCGUUGAAACGGCAAGGACAAGAACUGUUCGACGGCACAUCAAAAGUGUGGAAAUGGCACCUCAAAGCAGCGAGCGCCAUCCUCAAAUCCCCCGCAUUUCAAAACCUUGCCUCCACAGAUGAGUGGACCUUUUGCAUCAGCCUCUUCCACUAUCUUGACGCCAUGUCCACUAUCUCCCGGUGCAAGGCGCCUCUUUUGCACAACAGUGACAGCAUGGCCGAACUGACUACCUCCCUUCGCCGAAACAGCGUACCCCAGCUAGAGCGCAGCCAAUCAACGGAUGCCAUCUACGGUAUCUCGCCCGCGCUCUUCGACUUUUUGGGAAUGGUCAAUUUACUGGCCAAUCAUCGGAGUAAGCGUGUGGACGAGCUAUCCGAGAUUGGCUUCCGAACGGCGGCUUCACACCUGGAGAAUCGGAUCGAUGAGUGGCGCAGAGAUCAUGACCAGAUCACCGAGCUGGAGCCUGAGACGGAGCGCGCUACAACCGCGUUUGAAUGGGCGAUCCGACUGCGGCUACAUCAGGUUGUGGAGGGAUAUGACCCACUUCAUCCAUUCGUGGAGCGGUCGAUUACCAUUAUCCUUGAUUCUGUUCAGCAAAUCCCGUAUGCUAGUCGGGUCGAAGGGUGUUUGCUUUUCCCGUUGGUUAUUGCGGGGUCAAGUAGUAUCAGUAUGGAGCGACGGAUGAUGGUCAAGGAACGUCUUAUGGUGAUGGAGAAUACGCUUGGAUUUGGACAUAUUCAGUAUGCGCGACAAUUGUUGGAGACCGUGUGGAAUGGUGCUUCAUGUGCCACGGAUCUCAAUUGGGCCGCGGUGCGCUAUAGCAAGUUCCCCGGUGUCGUGUUUGUAUAG